This is a messenger RNA of Coregonus sp. 'balchen', 1536 nucleotides long. The record is from the annotation of a GenBank genome assembly. NCBI's taxonomy places the organism in Eukaryota, Metazoa, Chordata, Actinopteri, Salmoniformes, Salmonidae.
AUGCCCAGCGUGCUGGACUGGACGGAGGACAACUUCAGCAUGUGUUUCGGUGUGAACCACCUCGGCCACUUCCUGUUGACCAACCUACUGUUGGGCCAUCUGAAGGCUUCGGCCCCCAGCCGCGUGGUCACGCUCACCUGCUCCAACUACAAGUACCAGAAGUUAGACUUCCAGGACCUCAACUAUAACCUGCUGCCUUUCUUCACCUACUGCCGCAGCAAGCUGGCCAACAUCUACUUCAGCCAGGAGCUGGAUAGAAUGAUGGAGGGCAAAGGAGUGACGGCGUACGCUGUGCACCCUGGUGAGACUUGAAGCACUAGUGUAUACUUAGAUUAAACUUGUCACACUGAUACAAUGAUAUUAUGUCACACUGAUACAAUGAUAUUACGUAAUGUCUGUCUGUCUUGCUCUCGUUCUGUCUCUCGUUCGGUCUCUCGUACCACUCUCGGUUCCACUUUUACUUUUGCGCGCUACCUGUCUCACUCAUUUCCGGCCUCCAGCUUUUCCUGCUGGAGCCCGCCGCUUAAAGGUGGGGGGCGCGGACCGGUCAUAGAGCCCAUAGAGUUAAAGUUGGUGGACUGUAACCUGUAAAAUCCAUAGAUUUAGGAGGUCUUCUAGUGGCCGUUAGCUGUAAAAAUCCAUAGAUUAGCCGCACCGUUAUAUAAGCCGCUGGGGUCGAAAAAUUGGGAAAAAGGCGCGGCUUAUAGUCCGAAAAUUACGGUAACUGUGCAUAAAAAAAUAUAUAUAUUGUUGUAUUUAUCGUUAUUGAGCAAAAUGGGUCAAUUUAUCAUGAUAUUACUUUUAUUUAUUUAUAUCGCCCAGCUCUAAUCUGCACAGUAUACUGUAUACUGAAGCAUUUAUAAUACAAAAUAAAAUAAACUCCCCCCUCUGCUACUACAAUUUCCAGAGGAAACACUGGUCUGUAUACUGUAGAUUAUACUAAUACAGUCAUAGCUGUAGAUCAAAUAGUCACAUAAUGAAAUUGCCAGUUGAUGGAAGAGAAAGGGGUGAAAGGGCCUACACUGCAACCUCUCUCAAUAGAUAGGCUUACUAUCUGUCUCACAGUGGCAUGCACACAUCCCUGGUUUCAGAUAAUGGAGGCACAACUCUCUUGUCGAUUGAAAGUUAAUUGUUAAGUGACAAAAAAUGUAAAAAAGAAAGAGACAUCUAUUACAGGAAGGAUACCUACCCGAUCCCCCCAUUUUGGGGCAUAGAAUCAGUGUGUGGGAAUUAUUUCAUGCAUCACACUUACACCCCUUCUCCCUCCCUCUCCCAGGCUAUGUUCAGAGCAGUUGGACAUAUCACUACUCCAUCCUGUUCCGUAUGCUGAUGCAGGUGAUCAUGUUCAUGUUCUUCGUGCCGUGUGAAAUGGGCGCUCAGACCGUGGUCUACUGCGCCGUGUCGGACGAGGCUGCCAAGCACAGUGGGGGAUACUUCACCGACUGCCGGCCCGCCACGCUGAGAUCUUUCGCCAGAGACGCCGGCGUGGCCAAAAAACUGUGGGAGGCCAGCGAGAGGCUGGUCAACCUGGCCUGA